Molecule: messenger RNA, 5025 nt
Organism: Gadus macrocephalus (Pacific cod)
Lineage: Eukaryota; Metazoa; Chordata; Actinopteri; Gadiformes; Gadidae
Gene: rabgap1l
Product: RAB GTPase activating protein 1-like
Exons: 29
Coding region: 240-3482 (1080 amino acids)
Source: RefSeq, a predicted model, not a curated record
AAAUACCCCUUUGGUUCGUGCCAAGCCUGCACGGAGUGGAUAGGCGCGCUCCCGCGAUAUGCGGAGCGCGCCAGAGAGGUUUGCCUGCAACUCUCUGCUGACAGCUAGCGACUUUUACUCAAUCUCCAAGCUGUACGUGUCUCGCAAUUGAGCUCUGAGGAGAAGAGGGGUGAAUUAAGACCUGGUCUUACUGGCUCCACCCCUGGCCCUGCCUGCCCCCUGCCCGUCCUCAGCCAAACAUGGAGGAUAACUCAUUCAUGGGUAAAGUGGGUGGCUCUACAGAGUCCGUUGCCACGGUGACCAGUGAGGAGUUUGUUUUGGUCCAGUCCAGUGGAGCCGCUUCACCCUCAGGAUCAGAGGGCAAGCCCAGGCUCAAGAUGUCUGUGAACGGCAGUGAGCAGCUGGAGAAGGUUAUGCAGGAGGUGUUUAAUGACGAGGAGGAGGUGGAGAAGAGCAGUGUGGAGAAGAUGGAGAAGCAGAGAGGAGCAGAACCUCCUUCUCGGGAUUGGCCCGCAGCGCUGAACCUGGAACCUGCGACCGAUGAUGCUUCAGGAGUUCCCACGAUGACCACUCCGGAGGAAGACAGUGUUCAGUUCAGCAAGCUGUCCUACCUGGGCUGCACCUGGGUAAAAGCCCCCCGCAACGAGGUCCAGGCCCAGAGGGCCAUGGCUACGCUGCGGGCUGAGAGUGCCAUCCCCAUCCCUGUUAUCCUUCAUGUCCCCAACGGUCCCCAUGGCUCCGUCCGGAUCGUGGAGCAGUCCUCUGGGACAGAGGUUUCCUCCUUCCCCAUCUACAAGGUGCUGUUUUGCGCCCGGGGCUGGGAGGACUCUGUGGAGAGCGACUGCUUCUCCUUAACAGAGAGCUACCGCAGCUCUGAAGACUUCCAGAUCCACGUCUUUUCCUGCCACAUCAAGGAGGCCGUUAGCCGCAUCCUGUACAGUUUCUCCACGGCCUUCAAGCGUUCGUCGCGGCCCCCAACCGAUGUCCGGGACCAGACUCUCCCCUCCUCCGCAGACAACGACCUCUAUACCUUCACCGUCUCUCUGGAGGUCAAGGAGGACGACAGCAAGGGUAACUACAGUGCUGUUCCUAAAGACCGAGACAAGUUCUACUUCAAGCUGCGCCAAGGCGUCCAGAAGAAGGUGUUGAUCUCAGUGCAGCAGAUGUGCAAUAAGGAGCUGGCCAUCGAGAGAUGCUUCGGGAUGCUGCUGUCUCCAGGACAGAAGGUCCGGAACAGUGACAUGCAUCUGCUGGACAUGGAGUCAAUGGGGAAGAGCUUGGAUGGGAAGGCCUACCUCAUCACGGGAACCUGGAACCCCAACAUGGCCGCCUUCCAGCUGCUCAACGAAGAUACAGCUAAAGACAAGCAGAUGUACAUGACGGUGGCGGUGGACCUGGUAGUGACGGAGGUCCAGGAGCCAGUCCGCUUCCUGCUGGAGGUCCUGGUCCGGGUCUACCCCGCCAACGAACGCUUCUGGUACUUCAGCCGCAAGAGCUACAGCGAGACCUUCUACCUCAAACUGCAGCAGAGACUGGAGGCUGGCUCUCUGGGCGAUGCUGUGUUCGAGGUGGUCAGUUUGCAGCGAGAGGCGGACCGCACCAACAGAGCUCAGGGGUCCUCACUCGCUGAGGAAGAGGAGCACGAGGAAGACAGCGACAGCGAGAUCUCCAGUGGGACAGGAGACGUUUCAAAGGACUGUCCGGAGAAGAUUCUGGAGCUAUGGGGAGGAAUGCUGAGCAGAUGGCAUUGUAACCUGGCCAUCCGUCCAAAGGGCCUGGGGUCCCUAGUGAGGGCAGGGGUCCCCGAGGCUCUGAGGGCUGAGGUCUGGCAGCUCCUGGCGGGCUGCCCAAGCGAACUCACCCUUCUGGAGGAGUACCGCACACUCAUCACCAAGGAAUCCGCUCAGGACGGGGUGAUCACCAGGGAUAUCCACAGGACCUUCCCCGCCCAUGACUAUUUCAAGGACUCGGAUGGAGACGGACAGGACUCCCUAUACAAGAUCUGCAAGGCCUACUCCGUGUAUGAUGACGAGAUUGGCUACUGUCAGGGCCAGUCCUUUCUGGCUGCAGUUCUGCUGCUGCAUAUGCCAGAGGAACAGACCUUCUGUGUGCUGGUGAAGAUCAUGUAUGAAUAUGGGCUCCGGUCUCUGUACAAAAACAACUUUGAGGACCUCCACUGCAAGUUCUACCAGCUGGAAAAACUCAUGCAGGAGCAGCUUCCAGACCUGUGGGCUCACUUCCAUGAUCUGAGUCUGGAAGCCCACAUGUAUGCAUCCCAGUGGUUCCUCACCCUUUUCACCGCCAAGUUCCCCCUCUGCAUGGUGUUCCAUAUCACAGACCUGCUGCUGUCUGAGGGUUUGAACAUCAUCUUUAAUGUAGCCCUGGCUCUUCUAAAGACGUCCAAGGAGGACCUGCUUCAAGCGGACUUUGAAGGAGCGCUAAAGUUCUUCAGAGUGCAGCUUCCCAAGCGCUACAGAGCAGCAGAGAACGCUCGCAGACUCAUGGAGCAGGCCUGCAACAUCAAGGUUCCCACGAAGAAGCUGAAGAAGUAUGAGAAGGAGUACCAGACCCAGAAAGUCAGCCAGCUACAGCAGGAGGACCCCAUAGACCGCUACCAGAGGGAGAACCGGCGACUACAGGAGGCCAGCAUGCGUCUGGAGCAGGAGAACGAUGACCUCGCCCACGAGCUAGUCACCAGCAAGAUCUCCCUGAGGAACCACCUGGACCAGGUGGAGGACAAGGCUGAUGUUCUGAACAAAGAGCUGCUGAACACCAAGGAGCGCCUUGUGGAGACAGAGGAGGAGAAGAGGAGACAAGACGAGGAGACGGCGCAGCUGAAGGAGGUGUUCAGGAGAGAGCUUGAGAAAGCAGAGUCGGAGAUCAAGAAAACGACAGCUAUCAUUGCGGAAUACAAACAGAUCUGCUCCCAGCUGAGCAGUCGCCUGGAGAAGCAGCAGGUCGCCACUAAAGAGGAAAUGGACAUCGUACGGAGUAAGGUGAUGUCCUGUGAGCGAUGCAGGGAUGUGUUUUCUGCUGAGGGACCCCUCCACACGCUGGCCCCGAGCCAGGAGGGCCUCAGGGCCAGCCGGGGAGAUGAUGAGAAGGACUCCCUGAUGGAUCAGCUGAGGGAGCUGGAGCUUGAGCUGGCCCAAACCAAGCUGCAGCUGGUGGAGGCCAAGUGCAGGAUACAGCUGAACCCCUCAAGGAUCGACCGGCACACUUUUGUGUGUUCAAAGCACUUUGUCAAUGGGGAGCCAAGUCUCGACUACCCAAAUCCAGUUCCUGCUGUUCCAUCUGGUAGAGAAAUUCCAGUGAAAUGUCGAAGACCUCAGACUAAAAGAGAGAUCACCACAACAUCAGGCUCAUUAGUGGAGGACACCGCAACGGAGGAGAGGCCCAUGGUCAUUGAAACAGGAGCUGGAACACCAGAGGGGGGUGUUGCUGAACGAGGUCCAGGCUGCCAAGAACUCUUGGUUCAGUAAGACUUUGGGCUCGCUGAAGAACUCCUCCUCUGCCUCCACCUCCUCCUCCAGCACCUCCCAGUCCCAUGGUCCCAUCUCUCCCAAGGAGGGCACCUCCUAGGUCUACACCUAGAUCCCGCACACCUGGACCCCACCGCCACCCCUCCCCCCUACACCUUGUUUGAAGGAAGGAUGUAAAAUGAACAGCUAAAGAGUGCGAGCUGCAGAAUCAUGCUGUGUUCCCUUUUCAUUGGUCUAGAAGCAGGAAAAGGGCAGAACUCGAUGCUUUUCCGUGUUUGAUUAGCUGAAUAAUUUUUUUUGUUGCUUUCACCUUUCUCCAACAUUAUGACUACUGCAAUCCUGUCUCUAGGCUUACGGCCCACAUGCUUUUCAGUCACUGAUUGUUGAAACUGAUUUAUUCAAAGCUUGCUAUUGAAGAAAUCGUAUUUGGUUUCAACUGCUCCCUCCUGUUGCCAGACAUGGCAAAUGCAGAGUGAUGGACAAUUAUCCAUUGUUGCCAUGUGAUUAUGCUAUCAAGAACACGUUGAAUCUGUAUUUAGUGUCCUACCAAUAGGGACGUAUCUUACAAGACUAACAUUCUUCCUCACUGACAUGGCUGCUUCAAUAACCCUCUACAGCUCUGCAAGAACGCGUUCAGAAAUACACUCAAAACCUUAGCUUCUUUAUGGUUAUACUAUAAGUAUACAACGUUGUUAUAUGAAUAUGUACUAAUUCUUCAUGGAUUCUUUUUUUUUUUUAAUCUUUGUACAGGAAUGUUCUCCUUAAAUUUAUUUUUGUUGUGUUAAUUUUAGGAUUAGAAUUUUUGUCUUUGGUAAUGUUGAUCCAACAAAGCACAGUGGCUUUGAAGUCAAGUUCAUAUUCUUCUGCUCCGAUAACAUUCCCUUAAUGCCACCGCCCCCAGCUAGGACAGACAGAUCCUAACUUCCCAGCUAGGACAGAUUGACAGACAGAUUCUGACCCUAACGACUCCAGCUAGGACACAUAAAUACCCCGAGCUAGGACAGGCCGACAGACAUCUUGACCCUCACUACCCCGAAGUAGGACAGACAGACAGGCUGACUCAAACAUUGCCUCAUGAUUGUUUCUGAUUUACUUUUUAAAGGGGUGUGUUUCAGUAUUUUAACCAUGUCCAUAUUCAGCAUUAUAAUACAAGUCAUUUUAAGUCCUCCAGCCAAUCACACAGCCAUUUUCACGACUUCAUAUUUCACAAACACUAUAGUUGUACCGUUUGUAGUACCAACUGAUCCUUGUGUCCUGGACGUUGAGCGGAGUUCAUUCAGUGUUAACUGAAGUCGGCUGCCAAGUUUUACUCCGUUGUUCUCCAUUAAUUACGUCACAAAUUCAGGUAAGUUUGGCGUGGGCGGAAGGUCAUAUUUAGAAUUUUGCAGAAGGAAGCUGCAAUGAGUCCUGAUCAAUAUGUAAUUCCUGUGCUGUAUCCAAUAAUAAAUGUACCUUCCGAUGUUCAACACACCAUUUGUUAGUUUUUUUGUUCACUGAGCAGACAUUCAAUAUUAAAGCUGAACUUAAUAAGAUGUAAAGUUAA